Molecule: messenger RNA, 468 nt
Organism: Moesziomyces aphidis
Lineage: Eukaryota; Fungi; Basidiomycota; Ustilaginomycetes; Ustilaginales; Ustilaginaceae
Source: the annotation of a GenBank genome assembly
AUGCCGGAGGAGAGAGAGGGGACUGGAUUGUUGAUGGGAGUAUGCGCAGGAGAUGCAUCAAUCGGUGAGCUUGGCGCUGGGGCCGGCGAAGCGCAGGAGGCCAUCGUCGGCAGCGGCCUGCGAAUCAAACUAGUAAAUCUGUUCGUCCUGCUUGAAGCGGCCGUAGACGAGCUCGCCCGAGCGUCAGACGACGGGCAGACGGUGGCACUCGGCCAGGUGGGCGAGGACGGCAGCGAACCCUUUCUUGGGUCGCCUGCAUUACGGCAUGAUGCAUUCGUACGUCUUGGAAUGCAUCAGUCGCCACUCGGACCUCUUGCUGCCGCCGGGCUCGGCCACCGACGAGGCCGAGCGAGCCUAGCGGCGGACCGUCUCGAGCUACGCCACGUUCAUGAACGGCAUCCGACGUCGACGCUGUCAGAGCAGGAGUACCUCCUUCAUCUGCAUCAGGCUAAGGUGCUUGUAGACUAG